AGGUUUUCAGAAUGUCUGGUCGUGGUAAGAAGGUCCAGCAGAAGCCUGCAGCUGGCAAGUCCUCCAAGUCGGCUAAGGCAGGUCUCCAGUUCCCAGUAGGCCGCAUCCACCGCUUCCUGAAGAAGGGAAACUAUGCAGAGAGGAUUGGCUCUGGAGCUGGCAUCUAUUUGGCAGCCAUUUUGGAAUACCUGUGUGCUGAGGUCCUGGAGCUGUCAGGAAAUGCAGCCAGAGACAACAAGAAAUCUCGCAUCUUACCCAGACACAUCCAACUGGCUGUAAGGAAUGAUGAGGAACUCGCCAAGCUGUUUGAUGGUGUCACCAUAGCAGAUGGGGGAGUCUUGCCCAACAUCCAAGCUGUGCUGUUGCCUAAGAAGACCAUAAAAGGCUCUUCCUCACAAGUGUCCAAAGUUGCUGAGUCUCAGGAGUUCUGA
This is a messenger RNA of Nanorana parkeri, 431 nucleotides long. Its product is annotated as histone H2A, sperm-like. The transcript has a single exon. Gene Ontology annotation, cellular component: nucleosome. The record is from RefSeq and is a predicted model, not a curated record. Bases 12 to 431 code for a protein of 139 amino acids. Lineage: Eukaryota; Metazoa; Chordata; Amphibia; Anura; Dicroglossidae. Gene Ontology annotation, molecular function: protein heterodimerization activity; structural constituent of chromatin; DNA binding.